GAGUUUGAUGAGGAGUUCAUGAAGAAGCUCGUCAGGAAGAUUGAUUUUACGAUUGUGCCGUUGCUAGCUUUGACCUACUUCUUGCAAUUCUUGGACAAAACGACUCUUUCGUACACCUCCGUCAUGGGUCUUCAAACCGACACUCACCUCAAGGGUGACGAAUACUCAUACCUCGGAAUGCUAUUCUACGUCGGGUUCUUGGUCACCGAACUUCCGACUCAGUGGCUGGCUCAAAAGGUGUCACAUCUUGCGAAAUACCUCGCCGUCAACAUCAUGCUCUGGGGAGUCGUCCUCUCUUGCCACGCCGCUUGCACGAACUUCGCCCAACUCGCCGUCCUCCGCACCCUCCUCGGCGUCUUCGAAGCUUGCGUGGCCCCCAUCUUGGUCAUGAUCAUCAGCAUGUGGUACAAAAAAAGCGAACAAGGCCGCCGCGUCUCCUUCUUCUAUGUCAUGAACUCCCUCACCAGCAUCGUCGGCGGCUUCGUCGCAUACGGCGUAACUUUCACCCACUCCCAUUUCGCAAGCUGGCGAAUCUUCUACCUCGCUCUCGGUCUCUUCACUGUUGCCUGCGGAGUUCUCGUGUUCAUCUUCCUCCCCGACUCACCCGUCCGCGCCAGUGGUCGCCGAUUCAGUGACCGUGAGAAGCGUGCGGCCUUGUUGCGUAUUGCGGAUAAUCAGAGUGGGACGCAGAAUAAGAAGUUAAAGGUGUAUCAAAUGAAAGAGGCACUCGUGGAUGUUAAAACGUGGUUGAUCUUCAUUUCUGUUAUGUUGACAUCCAUUCCAAAUGGUGCCUUGAGUAACUUUAACAGCAUCAUUAUUAAAUCCUUUGGCUUCACAUCCCAGCAAACUCUCAUCCUUGGCACACCCGCCGGCCUCGUCGGAAUCGUUUUCGUCCUCGGCUGCGGUUGGCUAAGUGACCGCCUCAAUGACCGAAGUCUCGUGAUGUUAAUCUUCCUGAUCCCAACCAUCCUCGGUGCAGCCCUCAUGGUGGGCCUUCAACACCUUCAUAACAAGGCGGGAUUACUGGCUGCGAACUACCUCACUGGAACCUUUGGCGGUGCAUUUGGAUUGAUCCUGGCCUGGAAUGCCUCGAAUAUCUCUGGACAUUCAAAGAAGGUGGUCGUUAAUGCCAUGACCCUCGUUUCGUUCGCUACCGGGAAUAUCAUUGGGACACAGACUUUCCGAGCGAGUGAUGCUCCGGACUACAUUCCGGGCAAGACUGCUAUCAUUGUCUGCUUGGGUGCCCAGGUGGUUGUGUCUUUCGCCUUGAGAUAUGUAAACAUCUGGUAUAACAAAAAGAAGGCGAGGGUUGUGGAGGGGAUGGAUCCCGCGACCAGGGAGGCUACAAGGAAGCAUAUGGCUUUCGCUGAUGAGACUGACAUGAGGAACCCGUUCUUCAAAUACACCAACUGAAGAAGACAAAGCAGUGGUUUUGGUGUUCGUUACCCGGUAUACGCUAGCU
Messenger RNA from Saitoella complicata NRRL Y-17804, 1462 nucleotides. RefSeq names its product MFS general substrate transporter. NCBI's taxonomy places the organism in Eukaryota, Fungi, Ascomycota, Saitoellomycetes, Saitoellales, Saitoellaceae. The transcript is spliced from 4 exons. Gene Ontology annotation, molecular function: transmembrane transporter activity. The record is from RefSeq and is a predicted model, not a curated record. Gene Ontology annotation, cellular component: membrane. Bases 19 to 1413 code for a protein of 464 amino acids. Gene Ontology annotation, biological process: transmembrane transport.